Molecule: messenger RNA, 1478 nt
Organism: Phyllopteryx taeniolatus (common seadragon)
Lineage: Eukaryota; Metazoa; Chordata; Actinopteri; Syngnathiformes; Syngnathidae
Product: serotriflin-like
Exons: 7
Coding region: 697-1437 (246 amino acids)
Cellular component (GO): extracellular region
Source: RefSeq, a predicted model, not a curated record
UUCUUUUUGUUGUUGUUUUUGUUGUUUUGUUUUAGGCCAGGAAGGAUUUAUUUUACUUAAAAAAAAAUCACAGCAUAAAGUCAAAAUCCUGCAAUAUGAAUAUGAAAAAAAAAAUCAGCAAUAAAAUGAAUUCAGAAUAGGUGAACUGCGAUAUAGUAAUGGAACACUGUACCGAGAGAAAACCCAGACAACAUAGGGAGAUCGCACACAAGGUCACCGGAACGGACACUUGGACCCCGAACCUUAGAAUUAUUGUGCUACAGUGCAGCUGUUUGAAAUUGUGUGUAAUAAAAUCUCAAAAUCUCCUUUAAGACUACAGUAUAACCAUGUUCACGUAACUGCCGCUUGAAGAAAUUUCACGCUAUCGACAAUUAUAAUAAAGAUCCGAAAUAGAUUCAUAAUGUUCGUCUGACCUGCAAAAGUAGUUUAGGGGAAGAUAAAUUUGCCUCAAACCAAAUCAGCUGUAAAGGCAAUUUAGGAGCCAAAGUUUGUCAGUUGUUCGAAACAGCACAGCACAGCAUAAACCGAGACCGCUAAAAUCGUCAAGGUCGCUUCACAGGUGCCAAACUGCAGGAAAAACUCAGUGAGAUGUCCUUGAGUCUCUAUGUGUUUUAAGCUCACGUGACAGCGCGGCGUGGCGCCGCCGUAUAUAAAUCCAACGGUGGCCCUUAGAGGGUGUCAGUCCAGGAUUUAGCAAUGAGCUCGUUCUUUUUUACCUUCCUGUGCGCCUUGGGCCUCUGUGCCGCCCUUCAAGUGUCUGCCAGCUUGGAGGAGGAUGUGGAGUCCGUGGCUGUAAGAAGCGCCCUUGCCUCGUCCUCGGAACAAAAUGAGAUCGUGAACAAGCAUAACACCCUGAGGAGAAAUGUCAAACCUACUGCUAGCAACAUGCUGAAAAUGAGUUGGAACAGCGAGGCUGCAGCCAACGCUCAGAGGUGGGCCAAGACCUGCUCCAUGAUGCACAGCCCGGGCAGCUCCAGGGAGAUCAGUACGAGCGGCUGCGGCGAGAACUUGUACAUGGCCAGUUACAAAAACAGCUGGAGCGAUGCCAUCCAGGCGUGGUACGACGAGGUGAAGGACUGGCGCUACGGGGUGGGAUCGGUCAACGGAGGAGUCGUCGGACAUUUCACACAGAUUGUUUGGUACCGCUCAAACCAGAUUGGCUGCGCUAUGGCCUAUUGUCCCAACUCCCACUACAAGUACUUCUACGUCUGCCACUACUGCCCACCUGGAAACUACCAGUAUACUCGCCCUUACAAGUCCGGACCCACCUGUGCUGACUGCCCCAACGCCUGUGAGAACAAACUGUGCACCAACCCUUGUCGCUACACUGACAAGUACAGCAACUGUCCUGAGCUGAAGCAGCAGCACGGUUGUAACAACAGCAACGUCGCCUCUUGGUGUCCCGCCUCUUGCAAGUGCACCAAUCAGAUUAACUGAGUGAAAUGUUGCAUUCAAUAAAAAAAAAAGUUUUCCAUGCA